Messenger RNA from Lutzomyia longipalpis, 2172 nucleotides. It is a transcript of the gene wls, whose product is annotated as protein wntless. NCBI's taxonomy places the organism in Eukaryota, Metazoa, Arthropoda, Insecta, Diptera, Psychodidae. Gene Ontology annotation, biological process: Wnt protein secretion; intracellular protein transport; Wnt signaling pathway. Gene Ontology annotation, cellular component: endomembrane system; organelle membrane. The transcript has 5 exons. The record is from RefSeq and is a predicted model, not a curated record. Gene Ontology annotation, molecular function: Wnt-protein binding. Bases 421 to 2043 code for a protein of 540 amino acids.
AGCGCAACGUGAGUGACAGUUUUUUGUGACACAUGUCAAAUUGACGGAGCAGCUUUAUGCAUAUAAUAUUUCUAAUUAAUUAAUUGCUAUUAAUAGCGGUUCCAACUUUUAAUCCUUUUCAUAAAAAACAUCGCGAGAUCUUCAAAAUAAUUUAUUUAUUCAUUUUAUUAUUAAAAAAAAAUCUUUAUUGAUUAAUAUUGCCAGAAAAAUGAUGGAAAAAUAAAUAAAAAUUAAUAAAAUCUAAAAUAAAAUCAUAAAUUCUAAAUGACAGAAGAGAAGAAAAGCCAAUUAGCUCUCUUUCAUUCACACCCACGCAAGAAAGUAUAUUUGGCAUCUCGUUCUAAAAGGCGUCUGCGGCUUUGUAGCACGCACAAUAAAAAUUCCUCGCGUUCUUAGUAGCCAAAGUGUGUGGUGGAAGCAAUGUCUGGUGCUGUAAUUGAAAAUUUAAGUGGUCGGAAAUUAACUGUGGUGGUAUCAUGCCUCCUCCUGGCCCAAUUGGUGUGCUUCCUAAUUGGAGGACUAAUAGCUCCUCUGCCAAGUAGUGUCCAAACAAUUCUGACCACAGUGUGCCAGGAUGACGAUAUGGCCUUCAAUGAUACUUCCAAGUGGUUCUGGACACGCGGAGAAAAUGCCUGCACCAUGCAAUCAUCAAUUGGGGAGAAUGUUAAUUUGCGAAGCAAUCCCCGAGCUGUUCUGGUAUUCCAAAUGCCUCUCCCACGGGGGAAUCGUCCGCUGGAUUUUUCCCGAUGGCAACAGAGUCUCAUUGGAAUGCUGCAUUUGGAUGUUAAACUCACACCAGAUGCUCCAGUCUUCCCAUCAGGUACUGUCCCACUAACUUUGGAUGCAAGACUCGCAUAUUCAAACAAAAAUGCACCUGGUUGGCAUCUCUUGGCUGCUUCAACGGAACAGCGGCACUUGGAAUGUGAGCAAACAGCUCCACAAAUGUUUGCCUGCCAUCCAGUGGCUCUCUUUGAGCUUGGUUCACUACAUCAUGACUACUACCUCCUGAAUAUUCGCCUACCCGUUGAUUCAGAGCGAAAAUUGAAUCUUCACGUGGAUCAGGUGUCAGAGGUUACAUUGACGGCAAUCUAUCAAAAUGGUGGCUUCACAAAGGUCUGGCUAUCGCUCAAGUGCAUCUUUGCUCCGACAAUUGCAGCUUUGGUCAUUUGGUUCUGGCACCGUGUACAUCAACUCCAACGGAAACCAGUUCUUCUCGAAUGGAUGCUUUUGGCACUUGCAGGAGCACUGACUCUUCUCAAUAUCCCUGUGGAGUUGUUGAGUCUCUUUGUGGACAUGCCUUUUAUGCUUCUUCUCGCGGAUAUUCGCCAAGGGAUUUUCUACGCUACUCUCCUGUCAUUUUGGCUUGUCUUUGCUGGGGAGCACAUGAUGAUUCAAACUGAAUCCCAAAAGAGCUCACUAAAGACCUACUGGCGUCACUUGAGUGCAGUUGUUGUAAGCUGUGUAUCACUAUUUGCUUUCGAUCUCUGCGAACGUGGAAUAAAACUCCGGAAUCCCUUCUAUUCUGUCUGGACGUCUCCAUUUAGUGCAAACAUUGCUUCGGGAUUCAUCACUGUUGCUGCCAUCUCUGCUGCAGUGUACUUCCUGUUCCUCUGCUUUGUUGUCUAUCGUGUCAUGCGAAAUAUUGGCGCUAAACGAAGCAGUCUCUCCAGUAUGUCUGCAGCAAGACGUCUUAGGUACUCUGGCAUCAUAUAUCGCUUCCAAUUUCUAAUGCUGGCUACCCUAGUUUGUGCUGCCAUGACUGUCGUUGGUUUUGUAAUGGGGCAAGUUGAUGAGACGCAACUAAAGUGGUCGGAGAGUUCAACAAUUGAAAUCAAUUCAGCCUUCCUUACGGGCGUCUAUGGCAUGUGGAAUGUCUACAUAAUGGCCCUACUUGCCCUCUAUGCUCCCAGCCACAAGAAUCUUCAUGUGGAAGAACGUACAGCCAAUGGGGAAGAGAUUGAAUUUAGUAAUUUUCCCGCUGAAUCGAAUCCAAGUGAAAUCUCCUCCCUCACUUCCUUUUCUCGCAAGGCUGCUUUCGAUUAAAAAAUCAUCUCUUUGUCUCCUUUUCUCUGAAGCUUAUGUGUCGUCAGUAUUUUUUCAAGUAUUUUCUAUGUACAUGUGUAUUAUUUAUAUACUACAAUAAAUUUUUAUUCAGUAAAUGUGCCAAAAAAA